AUGUACGGUGGGUUCCACAAACCUAGGCCGCACUUCUCCAUCGCGCAUCGCGUCUCUCACAGUCCAAAGAACUUUGGCACACCAACCCUCUCAUCAUACGCAAUCACCGUCGGCGCGCUCAACUAUUUCAAAGACAUCAUGUCGCUCUUCGGUGCUCCAGCGUCAAAACCAACCCUGAGCUUGGGGAUCAGCACUGCUGCGCCAGCUCCCCUAAGCCUGGGCCAGAGUACAACUGCUCAACCACCAACAAACACCUCCACAACCGGCGCAUCCUCUCAACCGCAGAUAGAUCUUGCUCAUCUGCGCUCCACCACAAAAUUCGACCAGCUUACACCCGAUCUACAAAAAGAAAUCGAGGCGGUUGACACUCUCAUCCUCAAUCAGAUCAAACUCGCCUCCGAGGUAGCAGACCUUCUUCCAACCGUGGUUGCCGCUGGAGAGACGCUACCCAAUGGCGUGGAAUUUGUGAGCCAAAAGCUAGACGAGGUGGAAGCUGGCCUAGGCAACGAUGCGGAAGCAAUUGUGGCGGCAAGGGACGGAGGUAUCAAAAAGAACGAACUGGAAGCAAAAUGCGUUUUCAGAGCCAUUGAUCGAUUGAAAAUGCCCAGGCAGUACCAACAGGUUGCUCACGCACAGAAUGAAAACUUGAACGGCAGCGGCAUCUACGGUGGAACAGGCUUAAGCGGAUGGUGGAACAAUCCUCAGACGUUGAGGGGGAGCGUCCGGGCCGGGCAUGCUCAGGGAGAUAGAAUCCAACUCCCUGGUGAAGACGCAGAGGAAAUACAAGGCCCGAAGAGCCUGAUUGAACUGUUCAAUACGAGGACCGACGAGAUGCAAGACAUGAUUCAAGGCAAUCGACAACUCCUGAGCGAGAUUGAGGAUUUCGUCCAAGGCUUGGAAGGCAAAGUCAUUGGCAAGGAGAGAGAGUUGAACGACCGACUCAACUACGGCGAUCGAAACGGCGGGGCCGUCAGCGACAAAGAUCACCAGAUGCAAUUGCUGCGCUACGUAUUUGGUGAGGUGCAGAGGAGUCUUUUCGACGUGGCUGAUAAGGUCGGAGCUGCGAGGGACGAAGUUGCACAGCUGACAAUCGGGAGAUGACCGAAAGCCUUUUUGGGAACACAACACUUAUCUGGAGAUGAAGCUCGAUGAGAAGGAAAGGGUUCUAGGACUAUGAUCCCAGACACGGCCUAAGAGAAUCAGAUAUACCCCACCACGAUUCCACACCACAGGCUGUUGCACAUCCAUUCUAGCCUCACCGGCGCUGAAGACCCUUGUUCGGCGCAAGGUCGCUUGUCAGCAGCUGCUUGAGCUUCACUCGCCGAACAGUGACUUCACUACGAGCCGGAGUCCUGUCUCAUCGGCACCACAACGGUCCGCAGAUCAGCCGCGCCUCUUCCGGUGUGACUGCUGCAUGUUUCAGAUGUGGUCAUGAGCCUGGCCAGAGCCGGCAUCGGCUUCCUUCCUUGGAUAGGAAGUUACACAUUGCUUGUGGAUGAAACGAAGAGACACGCGAAGGGCAGGAACUGGACAGCGAUUGGCAUGAUGCAUGAUAUGGAUGGACGCAAGGCUGAAGCUCGGCGUCCGGAAGACAUGAUACCCAAACCCACCACGGGUUGACACUGCUUCGUAGAAGAUUCAAGGGAGGAUCGUUUGGAUAUCUAGUUCCCCAUUCCGGAGGAUUUAGUCUCCGUUGUACUAUUCCACUGGGUUCGGAUCGACCUACGCAUAUGUACAGUACUUGACCAGCUCACCGAAGUCAAUGCACCACCUUACGGGCCUACCAGGGGGGCACAUGUCUAGUUGCCUAAAGCCCAUCUAGUAUGUCGUCUAGCCAGGGGCAAUUACCAUCCUCCCUUGAUAGUCGCGGCGUCAUGAUCCGCUCCAUUCAUGCUUCACGUAUCCAGCGGUGGAUAUGGA
Cladophialophora immunda is the source of this 1920-nucleotide messenger RNA. RefSeq lists its product as uncharacterized. The transcript has 2 exons. Bases 1 to 1101 code for a protein of 366 amino acids. Lineage: Eukaryota; Fungi; Ascomycota; Eurotiomycetes; Chaetothyriales; Herpotrichiellaceae. The record is from RefSeq and is a predicted model, not a curated record. Gene Ontology annotation, cellular component: nuclear pore. Gene Ontology annotation, biological process: nucleocytoplasmic transport. Gene Ontology annotation, molecular function: structural constituent of nuclear pore.